UAUUGAUAUAUAUAUAUAUUUAUUUGUACUUAAUUAAGAUUUAUUUUAAUUUAGGUCUGAUUUGUAGUAUUUUCUGCAUUGAGAAGAAUGGGGAAGAGGUAUUACUGCGACUACUGUGACCGCAGCUUUCAGGACAACCUACACAACAGAAAGAAGCACCUGUACGGCGUGCAGCACCACCGGGCGAAGAAAGCCUGGUUUGACAGCUUCAGAGAUGUUGCCACAGUUUUAAAUGAAGAGCGGACAAAGGAGCCCUGCAGAAAGUUUCUUCAGACAGGACAGUGUGUAUUUGGUACAAACUGUCGUUUUUCACACAUGUCUGAGAGCUACAUGCAGAUGCUGGAGCAAAAGAUUGAUGAUGAAAAGCAAUGGAAGGAAGACCCUGACCAAGGUAGAUCAUCUACUAAGCGCAGCAUUGAUGAAUGGCUCUCCAGAAGAGAGAAGAAACGAGCUGCUUUGACAUCAGGAAGAGUUUUAAAGAUAGAAGAGGAAGAAUGCACUGAGAACAUUGAGAUACCUCCAUAUCUGCUGUCUAUUCCAGAUCUUCCUCCAUCUCUCCAUCCCCCACCAAAUGGUGGUUGGAAAGUGACACUGCAAAAUGAAUGGGGUUGAAAUGGAGUUUGUAAAAAAUCAUUUUUUUAAUGCUUCCC
Rhinichthys klamathensis goyatoka is the source of this 650-nucleotide messenger RNA. It is a transcript of the gene zmat5, whose product is annotated as zinc finger, matrin-type 5. Gene Ontology annotation, cellular component: U12-type spliceosomal complex. The record is from RefSeq and is a predicted model, not a curated record. Bases 88 to 612 code for a protein of 174 amino acids. Gene Ontology annotation, molecular function: zinc ion binding. The transcript has 5 exons. NCBI's taxonomy places the organism in Eukaryota, Metazoa, Chordata, Actinopteri, Cypriniformes, Leuciscidae.